Molecule: messenger RNA, 700 nt
Organism: Achroia grisella
Lineage: Eukaryota; Metazoa; Arthropoda; Insecta; Lepidoptera; Pyralidae
Gene: RpL18A
Product: large ribosomal subunit protein eL20
Exons: 4
Coding region: 92-625 (177 amino acids)
Biological process (GO): translation
Cellular component (GO): ribosome; cytosolic large ribosomal subunit
Molecular function (GO): structural constituent of ribosome
Source: RefSeq, a predicted model, not a curated record
UUUAAAAAAAAAUAACAUUUGUCUUUUCUUUUGUGUCCGCGUUCCGUUUCCGUUGACGUUUCUUAAUUCUUUCAGGCAAAAUUCUCCAAAAAUGAAGGCUAAAGGAGAGUUGAAGGAAUAUGAGGUCAUCGGCCGCAAGCUCCCAUCGGACAGUGAGCCAAAACCUCCACUCUACAAAAUGAGAAUCUUUUCACCUGACCCCAUUGUAGCCAAGUCCCGUUUCUGGUAUUUCUUGAGACAAUUGAAGAAGUUCAAGAAAACCACAGGAGAAAUUGUUUCUAUUAAGGAAAUCCCAGAAAAGAGUCCAGUGAAAAUUAAGAACUUUGGUAUUUGGCUGCGAUAUGAGUCCCGGUCGGGCGUACACAAUAUGUACCGUGAAUAUCGCGACUUGAGCGUUGGUGGCGCCGUCACGCAGUGCUACCGCGAUAUGGGUGCUCGGCAUCGCGCGCGGGCACACUCUAUACAGAUAAUUAAAGUGGAAGUAAUAAAGGCUGCGGCGUGCCGGCGACCACAAGUCAAACAGUUCCACAACAGCGCCAUCAGAUUCCCGCUGCCGAAACGUGUACACCACCACAAACGUCUCAACACAUUCGCCUACAAGAGGCCCAGUACAUACUUCUUGUAAUUUUAAUAAUAAUGAGACUAUCAACAAUAAAAUCCAUGUAAUGUGGAAUCUAUUAAAAAGUUUGAAUUAUUUUUA